Molecule: messenger RNA, 926 nt
Organism: Mytilus trossulus (common blue mussel)
Lineage: Eukaryota; Metazoa; Mollusca; Bivalvia; Mytilida; Mytilidae
Product: fibrinolytic enzyme, isozyme C-like
Exons: 7
Coding region: 43-897 (284 amino acids)
Biological process (GO): proteolysis
Molecular function (GO): serine-type endopeptidase activity
Source: RefSeq, a predicted model, not a curated record
UAUAAAUAUGAGCUAAAAUCUUUAAUUAUUUACUUCUUCAAUAUGUACCAUAUGAAGGUAUUACUUCUCAUCACUGUUGUUGCCUAUGCAGGGAGCACCCCUACGAUUGUACAGCCUGGUAGGAUUCUUCGUGAACUAGCUGAUGAACAGGAUCAACUACUAUCUGGGAAAAUCGUAAAUGGUCAGAAUGCUCAAAUAACAGAAUUUCCGUGGCAAAUUUCUUUACAACAAGGUAUCUUUGGACUUAUUUGGAGUCAUAUUUGUGGCGGAAACAUAAUAGAUGGAAAAUGGAUCCUUACUGCCGCACAUUGUGUGGAUGGUCAGACUGCAGGCAAUCUUAGAAUCAGAGCUGGUGCCAAUGCCCAUGCGCAAGCUACACAGACUAUCUCAGUCAGCAGAAUAAUUAUGCAUCCUCAGUAUUCUGCAGUUGGAGCAGAUGGUUAUCCAAAUGACAUUGCCCUAUUGGAGCUAACUUCAGCGCUGACUUUGACCAAUGGUGGUUCAGUUAAUAAAAUUGCUAUGGCAGAUGCUGGAGAAAAUUUUGACUUCAAAAGUUGCAACAUUUCUGGCUGGGGUCUUACAAGCGGAGGUGGCAGUUCACCAACAAAUCUGCUCUACGUAACGAUGCAAGUUAUAACAAACAGUGAAUGUAGGACAAGAUGGCAAUCGGUAACUUCAACCAUUCGUGAUGAUCACAUUUGCAUUUUUGAAGAAACAAAAUCAGCAUGCAACGGUGAUAGUGGAGGCCCGAUGUCGUGCCUAGAUGACACAAGGACCCAUAAGCUGGCGGGUUUAACAUCAUGGGGUGCUAGUAGCUGUGACGGAACAUAUCCAAGCGUUUAUACUAGAAUUUCCUCUUUUAGAUCAUGGGUGUCAGGGCAAUGUAAUUGUUUGUAAACUUGCUGAUGGUUUUACAUUAAAACACA